Messenger RNA from Klebsormidium nitens, 2877 nucleotides. Lineage: Eukaryota; Viridiplantae; Streptophyta; Klebsormidiophyceae; Klebsormidiales; Klebsormidiaceae. The record is from the annotation of a GenBank genome assembly.
AUGCAAGCGCUCCGCCAUUGUCUGGUUACAGAGGGAGUACUACAAGCAGUGGAGGACGAGUGGUACCAGGAGGUGAUUCUUGAGCUGAUUGUCAUCCUGAACGCCCCAGCAUACUACACGACGCAGGCCAAGACCUUGCAGAAGAACGAGUUUUGCAAAGUUUUCUACCAGCGCGCCACAGAGGUGUACAACAAGGAACAAGAAUCAACCAGUUCAAGGUCACAACGUGGAUCGGCAAGGAUGCAGUUGUCCAUGGGGGAGCUGAAAGAGUCCCUGGUCAGUUUCAAGAACGUUCUGGUGAUGCAGAGCGACUGUGUGCCCGCUCUCCUGGGGAUGCUGUUAAGUUCAACCAGCAGAAGUGCAAAACGUUAUCGCACUACAAGCUACAAGAGCCAGAGCUUCUACAAUGUCGCGCGCUCGUACCACUACAAGGGCGAGUGGGACCGCGCACAGGCGCUGUACCGCGCGAGCAUGAAGGCGGCCGCGGAGGACUACGUGCAGCCGUACUAUGGGCACGCCCAGAUCUGCCUGCACCGGCAGGACUACGCGGCAGCAAAGCUCGACUUCGAGAAGGUGCUGUCGGUGUACCCCGAGAACCCGGACGCGCUCAAGGCGCUGGGCAGCAUCCACCAGCUGGAGGGCGACACCGCGCGCGCGCUCACCAAUUUCAAGCGGGUCACCGAGAUUAAUCCAAAAGACAUUCAGGCGUGGGUAGAGUUGGGCGAGUUGCUCCUUGCGUCCGACUUCAGCGGCGCGCUGCGCGCCUUCACGACCGCCGUCGCGCUCAUGAACAAGCGCGACGACCCCAUCCCGCCCGCGCUGCUAAACAACAUGGGCGUGCUCUACUUCGAGAAAGGGGAACACGCCCUCGCUCUAGGCGCGUACACCGAGUCUCUCGGUCCGGGGCCUUGGUUCGAUCUGCUCAACGCUCAAGCGGCCCGGGGGGUCGAAGAGGGAUCCCUCGAGAACGGCGAGGUGGCGCCGGAUGGCGCGCUGACGUUGGAUGACGUGGAGCACGUGGAUCUGCCGGCGGACAAGGUCACGACGGUGUACAACUUGGCGCGGGUGUUUGAGCGGGUGCACGAGACGGGGAAAGCGGAGACGCUGUACCGGUUCCUGCUCAAAAAGAUUCCACAGUACAGCGACUGCCUCCUCCGGUUAGCCGCCAUUGCCCAGAACCGGAAGGAUUACGCCGGCGCUCUGAAGCUACGCGGCGAGUGGGGCAAGGCUAAGGAGACGUUUAAAGCCAUCCAGGCGGCCGAGAGUAAUGACGACACCUACUCGGCGCUUGCGCUGGCCAACUGGUACUUGUAUGCUGCGGAGCGGGAUGAGAAGGACAAGGACCCCAAAAUCGAGGCGGAGCUCCUCGGCAAGGCUAAGACCUCGUACCUCAAGAUCCUGCAGCAGCAACCGAGCAACACGUAUGCCGCGCACGGGCUGGGGUGCGUACUGGCGGAGCAGGGGCGGUUCGAGCAGGCGAAAGAAGUGUUCGACCAGGUGCGCGAGGCGGCGGCCGCCAACAGCACCUUCGAGAUGCCCGACGUGCGGGUCAACUCGGCGCACGUGCUGCUCGCGCAGGGGCACUUCCAGAACGCCGUCGAGCUGGUCAGGGUACGGUUAUACCUGAUGCUCAAAGAGAGGGAGUCUGCCAGCGAACUGUACCAGCAGGCCCUAAAACGACAGUUCCACAACACCGACUCGUUUCUCAUGCUGUGCAUCGCAAGGGCGCACUACGAUAUGGAAGACCAGCAGGCUCUCCAGGAGUGCAAGCGCGUGCUUCUGCGCACGAUGCACCAGAGUCCGACCAACUACGCGCUGCGCUUCAACACGGCGGUCACCAUGCAGAAGUUUGCCGUCACUGCGCUGCAAAAGAAGAAGCGGACGGCGGACGAGGUGCGGAAAGCGGUGGCGGAGCUCAAGAGCGCGCUGCGGCUCCUCUCCCAACUGAACGCGUUGGGGGGACACCUGACGCACGGCAUCGACCGCAAAAAGGUGGCCAGCCACAUCGAAUUUUGUAAGGCGACGCUGGAGCGCGCGCGCGCCCACGUGGAGGCUGCAGAGCGAGAGGAGCAGCAGCUGCGCGUCAAGAAGGAGGCGCACGACUUGUACAUGCAGAGGCAGGCCGAGGUCAAGCGGCUCGAGGAGGCGCGACGCGCAGAGGAGGAGCGCAGUCGGCGCGAGAAGGCAAUCAAGGAAGCGGAGGAGCACGAGGAGAAAUUCCGAGCCCUAAUGGCCGAGGUCAGGCCGAACCGCCCGCACGCCGACGUGGACGAGGAAGAGGGGCCGGACGGCGAGCCGCGCGCGGGCAAAAAGGAGAAGCGGAAGCGGGAGAAGAAGGAGCGGACGAAGGGCAAGAAGCGGCGCGGGGACGAGGAGCGGAGCGAGGGCGAGGGGGGGGCCAGCGACGAGGAGCCGGAGUACCGGAGCGAAGGGGAGGACGAAGAAGACGAGAGGCGAGAUUCCGGUUCCGACGCCGAGGAGCAGGAACGGAAACGGCGGAAACAGGAGAAGAAGGAGCGGAAGCGGCAGCGGCGGCUGCAGCGGCAGAAGGACGACGACGGGGAAGAAGAGAAUGGAGCGGAACCGGCGGGAGCGGAUCUUGAAGAAGCGGAAGCGGACCGGAAUGAGCUGGAGGAGGAAGACGGGGAAGAGACGAAGCAGCCCGCCAGGGGGAGGCGGCCGGGAAGAAGGGUUCUCGACAACGACGAAGACGAGGAGGAGGAGGAGGAGGAGGAGCCUCCGGCGCCGGUCGAGGAAACGAACGUGGCAAGCGUUGCUCCGGCGGAACCCAUGGAGGAAGAUGAAGACGAAGACGAAGUGGAUGAUGAGGCGGCGCGGCGAGCGCUCAUUGGAGCGGAUGAUAGCGACGAGGACUAG